Messenger RNA from Panicum virgatum (switchgrass), 1526 nucleotides. RefSeq names its product homeobox-leucine zipper protein HOX11-like. The record is from RefSeq and is a predicted model, not a curated record. Gene Ontology annotation, biological process: regulation of DNA-templated transcription. Bases 115 to 1155 code for a protein of 346 amino acids. The transcript is spliced from 4 exons. Gene Ontology annotation, molecular function: sequence-specific DNA binding; DNA-binding transcription factor activity, RNA polymerase II-specific. Lineage: Eukaryota; Viridiplantae; Streptophyta; Magnoliopsida; Poales; Poaceae.
GGGGGGGGGCGGUGCGCGGGUCUCCUCCUCCUCCGGCCGCUCCUGCUGGCUUGCUGCUAUAAAGCCUCCUGGUCCUGGCGCGUCCCGACGGUUCCAUUACUGGUUCCUGGCAGGAUGGAGUUGGGGCUCAGCUUGGGGGAGACCAUGGCGGACGCCGGGAGGGACCUGGUGCUCGGCCUCGGGAUGGGGGCCGGGGCCAGGAGGGACGGGGAGGCGGAGCCGGGGAGGAGGGAGCUGGAGUUCGGGGCCCGGCGGUGCGGCCGGCGUCCGUCGCCGGAGCCGGCGGUGCGGCUCACGCUCCUGCCCGGACUGGUGCCCGGCCUCGGCCUCCCGUGGCCGCCGCCGUCCGAGGCCACCAGGCAUCUGGAGGCGUCCACGCGCGGGUUCGACGUGAACCGGGCGCCGUCGCUGUCCGCGGCCGGCGCGGCGGCGGAGGACGACGAGGAGCGGGACGAUGCCGGCGCGGCGGGGGCGGCGGCCGCGUCGUCGUCGCCCAACAACAGCGCGGGCUCCUUCCCGACCGACUUCUCCGCGCACGGCCAGACCGGCCCGGGCCCGAGCGGCGGUGGCGGCGACCGCGCGGGGUCCCGCGCCAGCGACGAGGACGACGGCGGCUCGGCGCGCAAGAAGCUGCGCCUCUCCAAGGAGCAGUCCGCGUUCCUCGAGGAGAGCUUCAAGGAGCACGCCACGCUCAACCCGAAGCAGAAGCUGGCGCUGGCGAAGCAGCUCAACCUCCGGCCGCGCCAGGUGGAGGUGUGGUUCCAGAACCGCAGAGCCAGGACGAAGCUGAAGCAGACGGAGGUGGACUGCGAGUACCUGAAGCGCUGCUGCGAGACGCUCACCGAGGAGAACCGGCGGCUGCAGAAGGAGCUGGCGGAGCUGCGCGCGCUCAAGACGGUGCACCCCUUCUACAUGCACCUCCCGGCCACCACCCUGUCCAUGUGUCCCUCCUGCGAGCGCGUCGCCUCCACCUCCGCCCCCGCCGCCGCCGCGCCGGCUCAGGCCGCCUCCUCGUCCCCAUCCCCCGCCGGAGGGGGCGGCAUUGCGGCGGCCCCGCCGGAGCAGAGGCCCUCGUCGUUCGCCGCGCUGUUCUCGUCCCCGCUCAGCCGCCCGCUGGCCGCCCAGCCUCAGCCGCAGGCGCCGGCGAGCUCGUGAGGCCCCCCCUCGUCGUACCUACCAGUCGCCCACUCUCCUCCGGCGAGGCGAACGAAGGGCCUGCCUGUAAAUGCGCUCACUUUUUUUCUUCUUCUUCGCCUUUCCUUUGGUUUCACUUCUUGCGGUUCUUGGGAUUUUUUGUGGUUCGCCGAUGGGUUUACCAGUUUAGAGAGAAUCCGAUGGGGGUAGCGCGUCAUCUGGCCGUCAGAUUGGACUGUGGACGGUCAGGAUGCUGAAAGAAAAUGCUGCAAUAGAGUUUAUUAAUUAAGUAGCAUCAAUCACUUUCUAGCAGUACGUAUUUCCUUGCUAUUUUGGUGCUAAUUCUGAUUUUCUAAAAAAAAGAACAAAGAGUUUGUAGUCUUGUUUUUUUA